AUGUUUGCAUUCCUCAGCUCUGCUUCAAGCACCUUUGCACUCAUCAAUUUAGAAUAUUUUAUUGCUGCAUUGAAAUAUCACGAAGCACAACAAAAGCAAAGUUCACCUGAACAGUACGACUACGAAGAACAAAACGACUACGUUGAAGAUGAUGAAGACGCCGAAUUUGAUCGCACUAGCUAUGAGCACGCAAAAUCCCGAAAAUGGAAAGGAGCACGAAACAAGAAAUUGUUUCUUAUAGAGAAAUCUGAGCGCUCCUAUGGUAAUUAUGCUGAGUUCUCUUACGGUGAAGAGGGAGUCCAUCAAGGGGAACCCGUGUGCUCAGAUCAGGAGUUCAGAUGCCCAUACCUGGAGGAAACUAAGUGUUUCCACUAUGACAAGCUGUGCGAUGGUGUAGACGAUUGCGGCGACGGGAGUGAUGAGGUAGAUUUGGAGAAUUCGACAUACAUAUAUACCAAAGAUUUUGCGAAUCAUCUUAAAAAAACUUCUAAUUUCCAAAUCUUUAUGAUAGAGUUGGUAAAUGAAAAUAAUGGCUUUUGGACUCAAUGAGU
Strongylus vulgaris is the source of this 551-nucleotide messenger RNA. Lineage: Eukaryota; Metazoa; Nematoda; Chromadorea; Rhabditida; Strongylidae. The record is from the annotation of a GenBank genome assembly.